UGUGGUUGGUCACCAGUCGAGUCAAUCAAACAUUAACUUCCGGUCGUGAAAUCUGUUGCAAAACAGUCUUAGGUUGUAACUUUGGACAGUCGAAAAGAAAACCUGGAUAACGCAGCUUCAGAAAAAUGAUGCUAUCAGAGGUCCUGCAGGUGCUGCGUGGGGCAGGUAAAGUGGGCUCAGCCCUGGUUUGCACCCAGGGAGAACAGCUCCGAUUAAUGGCCUGCAACUCCACCAUGGGGGCCGGGGUCAAAGUCGCUCAGGAUGCGGUGGAGGGACUGGUGAGCAACUUCAGUGGCGGCAGCAGUGCGUCACCAAAGGAGGAUGUCUUCCCGGACGCGGAGGGGUGGGAGAACGUGGACCCCGAUGAAGCAGCCAAAUGGGCCACAGGGUCUGAAUUUCCCUCUGAGCAAAGCCAGACGGAGGCUGGAGCUGCAGGAGUCCCCCCGUCGCCGGGGACGGGCUGGCCGGGACAGAGCGCUCGCUUCCUCCACACGACCCCCGGCUUCCAGCGGUACUUCUACCAGACCAGGUCCCUCCAUGAUGCGGUGGUGGCGAGACUGAGCCCAGACGACAUCAAGAAAGCUAGAGAGGCCAAGAAGGCCCUGGUCAAACCCGUCAGACAGAAGCUGAGUGACCGGGCCAAAGAGAGAAAGGUUCCCGCCACAAGAAUCAGCAGGCUGGUUAAUUUUGGGGGACUGGCGGUGGGCCUCGGGAUUGGUGCUAUCGCGGAAGUGGCUAAACAGUCGUUGGGAGGAAAACCAAAAGGAGAGGACAGCGCGCUGUUAGACUCCCCUCUCCUGUCGGAGGCCAACGCCGAGAGAAUAGUCAACACGCUGUGCAAAGUCCGCGGGGCCGCGCUCAAGAUCGGACAGAUGUUCAGCAUACAAGACAACGCCUUCAUCAACCCCCAGCUGCAGAAGAUCUUUGAGCGGGUCCGGCAGAGCGCGGACUUCAUGCCGGCCUGGCAGAUGAACAAAGUUCUGGAGGAGGAACUCGGUCCCGGCUGGAGGGAGAAGCUCUCGUCCUUCGAAGACCGACCCUUUGCCGCGGCGUCCAUCGGCCAGGUGCAUCACGGGGUGUUAAAAGACGGGAGGGAGGUCGCCAUGAAGAUCCAGUACCCCGGAGUGGCGGACAGCAUCAGCAGCGACAUAGACAACCUGAUGACGGUGCUGAAGAUGAGCGUGGCCCUACCGGGAGGCCUGUUUGCAGACAGCAGCUUGGAGGUUCUUCAGAGGGAGCUGGCAUGGGAGUGCGACUACAAGAGGGAGGCCGAGUCCGCCAAGAGGUUCAGGUCCAUGCUGGAGGGAAAUGAGCUCUUCCAGAUCCCCGAGGUGAUUGAUGAGCUGUCGGGCAGCAGGGUGCUGGCCAUGGAUCUGAUACAAGGAGUCCCACUGGACCGCUGCGUAGACCUGGACCAGGAGACCAGGAACCAGAUCUGUUACAGAAUCCUCCAGCUGUGCCUCAGGGAAGUGUUUGAGUUCAGGUUCAUGCAGACGGAUCCCAACUGGUCCAACUUCUUCUACAACUCAGACACGGACAAGGUGGUCCUGCUGGACUUCGGAGCGUGCAGAGGCUACCCGGAGAAGUUCACCGACGACUACAUAGAGGUGGUGCACGCGGCCUCCGUGGGCGAUCGAGCCACCGUUCUUUCCAAAUCAAAGGAUCUGAAAUUCCUGACAGGUUUCGAGGCCAAGGCCUUCGAGGAGGCCCACGUGGAGGCGGUGAUGAUCCUCGGCGAAGCCUUCGCCUCCGUGGAGCCUUUCGACUUCGGCACGCAGAGCACCACCCAGCGCGUCCAGAGCCUCCUCCCCGUCAUGCUGCGCCACCGCCUCACCCCCCCGCCCGAGGAGUCGUACUCCCUCCACCGCAAGAUGGCCGGCUCCUUCCUCAUCUGCUCCAAGCUGAAGGCGCGCAUACCGUGCAAGGACAUGUUCAUGGACGUGUACGACGCCUACAACCAGCGGCGGCAGGAGGAGCAGGCCGCUCGGGCCAGUGCUUAGACCGGGGGGGGUGUGGGUAGGGGGGAAGGGGGGAGAUCAGACUGAGACUUCAUCAGUUAUAUUACUGGCAACUUGCUCCAAAGAAGAUCGCUCCGGGCUGUUUGUCAUCGUCUCCUUCGUGUACGACAUCACUGACCUCGGCGUGAGGUCAUAGGGCGUCGCUCGGCGUGAGGUCAUUGCCUUGACUUCAGUCCAGUGACUCAGACGGGGAAACGUGAUACUGUGAAAGUGAAAUGGGCCCUGGAAAUAUAUGCUGAUGGUUAUAUUACCGAUUUUAAAUAUGACACAAAUCAAAGAUGGGAUUAUUUAAAUCAUUUGGCGUGAGUGUUUGUGUGCGUGUUUGAUUUUAAUGCCCCAAUGGUCACAUUUCAGCUCUAAAUGUUACGGCUCUGUGUGCAGUUGCUCUAAAGGCAGGAGAGAUAUUUAGUGGGUAAAGUUUAUUAAUACUCACAGUUGACAGAAGAAACGUGUAUCUUUAAGUGCUCUUUCCUUUUGUCUUAGCAGGUUCUCCUACAUGUGAAGCAUGAUAGAAACACAGCAACUAGUUAUUGGCAUAAAACUCAAUCAAUUUCUUCUUCGGCUCAUUUUCAUGCCGUCUUUACGAUAAGUGCUGUAACCUCCAUUGCAAUUUGAAUGGAAUAAAAAAAGCCUUUCCCAUGUG
Messenger RNA from Gasterosteus aculeatus aculeatus (three-spined stickleback), 2661 nucleotides. It is a transcript of the gene coq8b, whose product is annotated as coenzyme Q8B. The record is from RefSeq and is a predicted model, not a curated record. Gene Ontology annotation, biological process: ubiquinone biosynthetic process. NCBI's taxonomy places the organism in Eukaryota, Metazoa, Chordata, Actinopteri, Perciformes, Gasterosteidae.